Tricharina praecox is the source of this 3192-nucleotide messenger RNA. RefSeq names its product fungal-specific transcription factor domain-containing protein. Gene Ontology annotation, molecular function: zinc ion binding; DNA-binding transcription factor activity, RNA polymerase II-specific; RNA polymerase II cis-regulatory region sequence-specific DNA binding. The transcript has 3 exons. Lineage: Eukaryota; Fungi; Ascomycota; Pezizomycetes; Pezizales; Pyronemataceae. Bases 1 to 3192 code for a protein of 1063 amino acids. Gene Ontology annotation, biological process: DNA-templated transcription; regulation of transcription by RNA polymerase II. Gene Ontology annotation, cellular component: chromatin. The record is from RefSeq and is a predicted model, not a curated record.
AUGGCAUCCCACCACGAUUCGGCAAACCACUCGGCCGAGAGCACGGAAAGCUAUCAGGAUGACAUGGAGGAGGCCCCGCGGGGACGGGAACGGAGUCGUGACGGGCCCGGCGGGGAUAUGAUGGAGGGGAGCGAGACCUCCGGGAGUGGGCAGAUCGGUGCGGAAACUCCGACCACGCGGAAGAGACGGAGGAGUCGGAAAGGCCUGGACAAGAAGUUCGAGUGUCCCUAUCCCGGCUGCGGGAAGUCGUACUCGCGCGCUGAGCACCUGUACCGACAUCAAUUGAACCAUCAGCCCAAGCAGAUUUAUUUCUGCGAUUUCCCCCAGUGCAAGCGAUCGUUCGUUCGGCAAGACCUAUGCACGCGGCAUCGAGAGCGACAUACAAAUCGAGGCUCGCAUCUGCAACGCAAGGACAACCUGGAGCGGACAAGCCUACAUAUCAAAAGCAUGAACGACCCGAAGAGUACCUUGCCCAGCAAGUAUUCGCUGUCACCCGAAUCGCCGACGGCGCCGAUGCUGAUUAAAAGAGAGGCUCAGAGCCCAUCGCAGCCGCCUCAUCCUGGCGGGGGAAUGGCCAGCGUUCAACACAUGUUUAGCGACAAAAACUCGGUGAGUGCAUCGGUCGACAAUAGCGGUCCUGAGGUGAUGUUCAGCGCGCGACGCAGUCCGCGCGUCCAGCCACCGGGUCUGAACGUGGUUUCGAACAAGCCCGGGCUCAGCCGCCCAACCCUCCAGGCCGUCACCACUCCUACGACGAACAUGCACGGACUGUCCCUCCAGUCGCCGUAUACAGCGUCACCAGCACCCUCCUCGGCGACGUCGUUCAGCUCCAGCUUGGGCAACAACGCUCCGGCUCCGGCUCAGCCGGCAUCGGCGCCAGCUCAGAGUUCGGGCGCCCAAUUCGCGAACCAGCCGGGAUACCAGCCAUUCGCACUCCCGCAACCGGCAUAUCCAAGCCUCAGUCACCCGGCUACGACCGUUUCGGGACACAGCUACAUCCCCCCCGGAGCCACAACGAUCUCGAUGGAGCAGUCGAUCGCAGCCGCGACGACCCAGUCGAUGGAUCCGUUGGAUCCCAUGUCUCUGCAGUACACCAUCCCCGUGUUUGGCGAAUCCGGCUACAGCCGAUCGCCGCAAUGGGGACAUGUCGCUGGAAUGGCCGGAGAUUGGCUGGACAUGCUGAUGGGCGCUGAUCCCGGCGGCAAUCAGAUGGCCAUGGGCAACCCCUACAACCUGGACAUCCAAGGCAUUCCCCAGGACAUCUAUGGUGUGCAGGACUAUCAACACACUUUCUUCAGUACGUCUCUCAACACGCAUCCGAUGAACAUAAAUACCAUCGCACCACCGAGCCCGCCGCAGGAAUCGCUUCUUUCCGACAACAAGCGGCAGCAGGUGCUGUACAUGGUGGAUGGAUUCGCAGACGUCCAAUCCAACUUCCCCGAAGGGAUCCUGUCGGGAUCGUCGGCCGAGGACGAGAGACACCCCCUCAGCCUCUCCAUGAUGCAAACGUACAUCUCGCUCUAUUGGGCACACUUUCAUCCCCAGCUUCCGAUACUGCAUCGUCCAACAUUCUCGACCGAAAAGACGCCGGAUGUGUUGCUCCUGUGCGUCAUCAUCAUCGGGGCUGCUUGCAUAGACAUCAAGCACGAGCCGGAUAUGGCGCUCGUGGCGAUGGAUAUGGCCAACCUGGUGUCCCGCAACAUGCGCUGGACAAUAUUCGGCGAGGAGGAUUUCCGGCCCCCAGCUAAACUUUGGGUAUUUCAGGCGUUGCUUCUUCUCGAGACGUUCGAGAAGAUGUAUGCUGACAGGAGGCUUCACGAACGAGCGCACAUCCACCACGCGACAACGUUGACACUGAUGAGGCGUGGUUCCUCGCUUACCGGGCGCUCCGGCGCAUUCGAUUCGCCGCAGAGUGGCCGAGACGCAAAAUCCGGCAGCGAUGGAAGCAGCAUCACCUUCAGUGGACAACCGGGAGGCGGGACGGGGAACAGUAGCGACGAGGCUUGGAAUCGGUGGAUCAUGCAGGAGGCGACGAAACGCGUGGCGUUUGCGGCGUUUGUGAUUGAUGCCACCCAUGCCACCAUGUUCGGUCACUCGGCGGUCAUGGUUGCACACGAGAUGAGACUCCAGCUGCCGUGCGAUGAAACGCUGUGGGCCGCGAACAACGCUUCGGAGGUCUUCAGCAUUCAACAGUCGCUGCUGCAGAACAACGUCCACACCCCCACUUUCCUGGAAGGUCUGCGCAAAACGUUGCGUGGGGAGCAUGUCUCGACAAAUGCAUUCGGCCGUACGAUUCUCAUGUCCGGCUUGUUGAGCGUUGGAUGGCACCUCAAUCAGCGAGAUGUGCAGAUAUCUUCGCUAGGUGUGGUACAGCAACUCGGCGGCAAGGAGAGAUGGCGUGCUACCCUAACACAGUCGUUCGACCAUUGGAAGAAGGAUUUUGACACCUCGUUGGACAAACUCCGGCACCAGAACAUUGGCGGUGUCUACUAUGCGACCGGGGAUAUCGAGCACGAGAACAUCUUUGAGAGCCGCAUCGUGCUGCAUCACCUCGCCCACAUGUCCAUGCACGUCGACAUCGUCGACCUUCAAAUCUACGCGGGAGCCCGCCGACUCCUUGGCCGAUCGAUUACCCGCCAUGAUGCCGAAAACACGCGGAAAAAGGUCAAGCAAUGGGCGCCGACGGCUCAAGCACGAGAUGCCGCUUUCUACGCGCUUCAGUUCCUCAGCAAGGUGUUGCUGCCGGAAGAACGGGCGGAUAUGCAGUACGACGACAACGACGACCAGCCGCCAACGCCGAACUCGCGAACCAUGAGCGUUGCCGGUAGCACCACCGGGGUGCCAGUGUACUCUGCGCGCGACGACCAUCUCCUCAACCGGCCGUGGGUUCUGUAUGUUGCCUGUCUGGUCGUCUGGUCGUACGGGUAUGCUCUCGAAGGGUCGCUCGAACAACCGGUUCGCAUGCCGGCCAAUCAGCAAGAGGCCUUCGCCUCCAUGCGGACUUUCCUGAAGGCGGCGGGGCUCCUGAAGUCGCCGACGGAGCUCGGCGGUAUGCUGAAUAAGAACGCGUGCUUAGGCUUGCUAGUGACGCUACAGGAGAUGUUUGUGCAGUGUCGGUGGGAACUGCUGAUCGAGGCAGCGCGGCUGCUCAAGAACUGCAUCAACAUCACCACGGGAGACAUAUCGAACUAG